UUGUCAUUUAAUGUACUACAUGCGCUAUUAUCUGCAUCUCGUUAACGUAAGUUCUAUGACAUCUCGUUAAACUCGACAAUCCGAAGCAAUUUACUUUGCACCCGCUAAGAGCAAGAGCUACGGCAAUACGAUGAACAAUUUCGAUAAGUUGAGUUUAUGCGAAUUUACAGCGAGUCGUCCAUUGACAGAUCGAAAACACGAGCGCACAACAUCUCAAACUGUGGUCUACAUCGAUUAGAAAGAAUACUCCUAAUAUCAUCGUUUCAUUGUUGCUCAUUCCUAGAGCCUUAUGUCAUGCUCAUCAGUGCGCUUUACAAUAUUGCACCACUUGUUUUUCUUUUCUCGCCAUUCGCGCAGCGUCAGGCACGUAACAAUCUGUCGUGAGGCUGUCCCACGAUUGCGCAUCAGAUGUUUGAGCUGCCGCAAACAGAAUCUGUGCAGAUACCUUACCAGCGGCAUUGCAGAUAGGCAUUUUUGGAUUUUCUACCCAUACCCAAAAUAUUUCCAUCAGUAUAUAUCUUGUAAACGUGACGAUUCAGAUCCCUCAAGUAGCGUGUAAAGGUUGUUUUCGUUUUGUAUACCGACAAGCAUGAGUAGAAACCUUUCGAUUUGUUGACUAAACAGACUGAAUCUUUUUCAUUUCAAUGUCCUGGUCUAGCAGUCUUCUCCCAAAAGUACUCGCUAUACAUGAAUGCUGUUAAUACUUCGUACUAAUCUGUACGUAUAUAUAUGUGGAUGCCACUUGCAUCCUCGUAUUCUCUUGUCUUUUACUAUCUUCAACGAUACAUGGUCGAAUAUAAGUGAUGUAUCACACACACAGGUGAUAUCCACAAAUCGUCAACGCACUUACAAAACAAAGGUUUUCCACGCGUCCUUUCUUCCGGAUAUUCCCCUUCUUCCGGACAAACGAAGUUGGUGGAGCUGCACAGUCUGAAAUUUGCCACGCAUCGAACGCAUCAAGGCACUGAUGACGACAUUGUCCGACAGUAACGAUCUUGUCUCUCUAUUCUCGGAUGACGGUCUUCUUCCUCGAUUUAAUCAAACUGUGUACCCAUCCAACACUGAGUGGUCAGACGAUUUGACGAUCACUAACGACGACCUU
Plasmopara halstedii is the source of this 1102-nucleotide messenger RNA. RefSeq lists its product as uncharacterized. NCBI's taxonomy places the organism in Eukaryota, Oomycota, Peronosporomycetes, Peronosporales, Peronosporaceae. The record is from RefSeq and is a predicted model, not a curated record. Bases 157 to 384 code for a protein of 75 amino acids. The transcript has a single exon.